This is a messenger RNA of Echinostoma caproni, 1503 nucleotides long. The record is from the annotation of a GenBank genome assembly. Lineage: Eukaryota; Metazoa; Platyhelminthes; Trematoda; Plagiorchiida; Echinostomatidae.
AUGGUGGAUGUUGAGUUUAAGAGAAAAUUGAAUGAAAUUCGCGAAAAGGUUGAGGACUGCUUUGAUUUCGAAGGCUGCAAAAUUGGGCGUGGGACUUAUGGUAGUGUGUACAAAGCCAAACGGAAAGGAAGCUGUGACGACCGUGAGUAUGCUCUGAAGCAAAUCGAGGGCACCGGUCUGACCAUGUCCUCCUGUCGCGAAAUCGCACUUCUUCGUGAGUUGAAACAUCCAAAUGUAAUUGUUCUCCAACGGGUCUUUCUCAAUCACGUGGCUCGACGAGUUUGGCUACUGUUCGACUAUGCUGAACAUGAUCUAUGGCAUAUUAUCAAAUUUCAUCGAACAGCCAAAGCAAACAAAACUACAAAACCGGCCAAUAUUUUAGUCAUGGGUGAAGGCCCCGAACGUGGUCGUGUGAAAAUUGCCGAUCUGGGUUUUGCUCGUCUGUUCUAUCAACCCCUGAAACCGCUGGCCGAUCUCGAUCCAGUCGUAGUGACAUUUUGGUAUCGUGCACCAGAACUGCUACUCGGAGCCAGACACUAUACAAAGGCCAUCGAUAUUUGGGCUAUCGGUUGCAUAUUUGCCGAACUACUCACUUACGAGCCAAUUUUCCACUGUCGUCAAGAGGAUAUCAAAACUAGCACACCGUAUCACAAGGAACAGUUGGAACGUAUAUUCCGUGUUAUGGGUUAUCCACCAGACGACGCGUGGAUCGAUAUGAAGCGGAUGCCUGAAUAUCCUCAAUUGAUGCGUGAUUCCAUCAAUAAGAAAACAUACGGUAAAUUUUCUCUGGAAGCCUAUCUGGAUGAGAAGAAAUUCAAGGUGGAUGAGCGAGAAUUGGCGUUGCUCCGCCGUCUUUUAACCAUGGAUCCGGUUCGACGUUUGUCUGCUGCCGAGGCUAUGGAAGAUCAGUAUUUCAAAGAGGGCGAAAAACCAAACGAUGAGUCAGUUUUGUUGCCGUUUGAUUUGAUUCACAGUUUCUACUUAUUUCGUUUUGUAUUCCGUCGAUUUUCGUGCAUCCGCUCUUCACGCCGGGCACUGAACGACCCUAUCAGGGGAACUCCCGUUACUAAAGAGGACAUCAAACAUGCCUUGGCAAAUGAUCCCAAUGUUCAAUCCGCUAAGUCAUGGACUAUAUAUGGAUGGCCGCCUACGGUGCCUCUCGAUGAGCUGAAACAGUUGCAUAUGCCACGUGCAUCCCUAUCUGUGGUUGAUUCAUGCCUCAUGUUCGCUAAUCGUGUUGCCAUUCCAUCGUCAUUACGUUCACGAGCACUCCGUCAAGUUCACGCGACUCAACCAGGCAUGAGCAGGAUGAAGGCAAUCGCACGAAGCUAUGUGUACUGGCCCUUCAUGGAUAGAGACAUAGAAACCAUUGUUCGGAAAUGUUCUCAGUGCAAACGGGAGGCCGAAUUUCAACCAAAGGAGCAACCAAUUGCGUGGCCAGUACCUACAGGUAGACGGGAGCGACUACACAUUAACUAUGCGGGGCCAGUAAACGAUAUUUAA